AUGGCUUCCGAAGAUCCAUUCGUAAAUGACUCGGAGAAGCCAGAUCCUACGAGCACUAUGAGCAACCCUGGAUCAGAGAUUGCCAGGGACCAAGAGUAUGAUAGCAAGACCGAGAAGUUUUCACUUGGUCGGCGAGGCCAAUUGGUGUUUUUUACCUUGGCCGUUCUUACGCUGAUGGCUGCUUUGGAUGGGACUUCUCUUUCGGUUGCUUUACCGACAAUUGCCAAAGCCUUGAAUGGCACAGCUAUUGAAGCCUUCUGGAGUGGAACGUCUUUCCUACUCUCCUCAACAGUCUUUCAACCUAGUUUCGCAUCCUUGUCCAACAUUUUCGGUCGGCGCCCUAUGGUUCUACUUGCUAUUCUCUUCUUCUGUGUUGGCGCCAUCAUCGCUGCAGUUGGCGACAACUUCACAUACAUGUUGGUCGGUCGGACUAUACAGGGUGUCGGGGGUGGUGGUAUCAUUGCCUUGAGUGAGAUUAUUGUCACAGAUCUCAUCCCAUUGAGAUAUCGUGGUCAAUACUUUGGUAUCCUGAGUGCCAUGUGGAGUCUUGGCUCUGUGACAGGGCCUAUUCUUGGUGGAGGCUUCGCAGAGAAUGUGACCUGGCGAUGGAUCUUCUAUAUCAAUUUCCCCUUCAUCGGAUUUGGCGCUGUCUUUGUGGUUCUCUUCUUGAGGCUCAGCGUCCUUCCAAGCUCUCUAGUCGAGAAGCUUCGUCGCAUCGACUAUAUCGGAACAGUAUUGUUCGUUGGCAGCAUGUCAUCAUUUUUGAUUCCUCUUACUUGGGGUGGAGUCUCAUACCCCUGGGACUCAUGGCAUACUCUGGUACCAUUGAUCAUCGGUGCAGCCGGGUUAUUUGUCUUCGCCUUUUAUGAAUAUCGUUUCGCCGCCGACCCAAUCAUUCCACCAAAAGUCUUCCGCAACCGUACGGCAACAGUUUCCUUCAUCGGAAGUGUCUUGCAGGGUCUGAUCCUGUGGUGCACGUUGUACUAUCUUCCUCUCUACUAUGAGGCCGUGAAGGAAUAUAGCCCGAUCAUCUCUGGGAUCGCUCUGUUCCCGGAAACCUUCACAGUCGCUCCAAGUGGCAUGGCUGCUGGUAUUCUCAUCACUAUCACGGGCCACUAUCGUUGGGCAAUCUGGCUUGGCUGGGUGGUGUCAACUAUCGGUCUGGGAUUGAUGUGUAUCAUCAAGUCUUCAACCAGCAUCGCGGGCUGGAUUUUACUCAACAUCGUUCCGGGUAUAGGACUUGGCCUGCUUUUCCCUUCGCUCGGCUAUGCCGUCCAGGCAUCAGCAACCUCGGAGAACUUAGCUAUUGCAGUCGCCAUGUUUAGCUUCUUCCGUGCUCUGGGUCAGGCAAUCGGCGUGGCUGUUGGUGGUGUUGUCUUCCAGAACCGUAUGCGCCAUAAUCUGUUGAGGUACCCUGCGCUUGCGCCCAUGGCCGACGCGUACAGUCAAGAUGCAGCUGGUCUGGUCCAGAUCAUCAAGGGAAUGGUAGACGGCGUCAACAAAUCUGAUCUCAAGGAUGCAUACACUGAUAGUCUACGCAUUGUGUGGGCAGUUUGCUGCGCGAUCUCAGGAGUUGCUCUUCUAUUCAGUCUUUUGACCGAGUCUUAUGAUCUCGAUCAGACUUUGGAGACGAACCAAGGCCUGCGGGAUCCGGAUGAGAAGGAACAAAGCGAGAAGGAUCUUGAGGCCUCUGCCGACAAAGCUGUCCAGGGGAAUACACCCUGGGCCUAUUGA
Messenger RNA from Penicillium cataractarum, 1734 nucleotides. RefSeq lists its product as uncharacterized. Gene Ontology annotation, biological process: transmembrane transport. NCBI's taxonomy places the organism in Eukaryota, Fungi, Ascomycota, Eurotiomycetes, Eurotiales, Aspergillaceae. Gene Ontology annotation, molecular function: transmembrane transporter activity. The record is from RefSeq and is a predicted model, not a curated record. The transcript is spliced from 4 exons. Bases 1 to 1734 code for a protein of 577 amino acids.